Molecule: messenger RNA, 732 nt
Organism: Macrosiphum euphorbiae (potato aphid)
Lineage: Eukaryota; Metazoa; Arthropoda; Insecta; Hemiptera; Aphididae
Source: the annotation of a GenBank genome assembly
AUGAAAGAAGUAGUAUCUAUCAUCAAUUUUAUACGAAGCAAUGGACUGAAUCAUAGACAAUUUCAAAGUUUUUUGAUUGAAAUUAAUGGAGAAUAUGGCGAUGUAUUGUACUACACCGCAGUUAGAUGGUUAAGCAGAGGUCGUGUACUUGAAAGGUUUUUCAUGUUACGUCAGGAAAUAUAUAAUUUUUUGAAAGAAAAAGGAAAGAACGCUUCCAUGCUUGAAAAUCAAACUUGGAUUUCUGAACUGGCUUUUUGUGUUGACAUAUUGAAGUAUAUAAAUGAAAUCAACAUAAAACUACAAGGUAAAAAUCAACUUAUUCCUGAUAUGUGGUUUCAUAUUAAAUCUUUUGAAAUGAAACUGAAGCUAUUACAAACUCACAUUGAAAAAAAUGAAUUAACACAUUUUCCGAAUUGUAAAAAACUUUUUGAAUCGUCAGAAUUUUCAUUAUCAAGAGUUAAAUUUGUUGAAGCUAUUUCGAUACUUCAACAAGAAUUUAAUAAUCGAUUUCAAGAUUUCAAACGACAUUCUCAAUAUUUUCAACUACUCGCCAAUCCGUUUAAUAUUGAUGUUGAAGAUAUACCUGUUGAGCUUCAAAUGGAAAUAAUAGAUUUGCAGCCACAAGAUAUAUUAAAAGACUCAUUCAAAGCAUCGCCUUUACUUUUUUUCGCUGAACUUCCUGCAUCAUUAAGCCUAUUAAGCAGUUGUAAUUUCCAUACUUUUAUAUUAUAA